UGGCAAGGAAGUAAAUGUAGGAAGAAGCUGGGGGCCUAAGUGUGGAGAAUGACACAUAUUAAAGGAUUGGACUUGAAUGAAACGGCGCAGCGUCUGUCGUUCCCGAUAUCUUCACUUGAAGCCUCUCAUAUAUUCACAAGAACACCUUCGCUUGCAAAUAUCCUCUUCUCUUCCUUCCUUACCACUUCCAAUUUUCUUGGAUUUUUUUUCCAUUUUUUGUCCUAAAACUUCUCUUCCAACAACUCAACCCUAGCUUUGCUGGAGCUAGCUAAAUGGAGAUGUGACCAAGGAAAAGUAAAAGAAAAAAAAAAUUACAAAGAAUUGCUAGCAACCAUUCUUUUCUUUUUCUCUCUCUCUUUUUUUUUUGAAAGCCAAAGAAAAUUCCAAGGUUCUUUACUCGUUCCUGUCUCUUUAUCUAUCUAGUUAGAGUAAUUUUGUUUCUUUAGUUGUAUAAUUUCUCCUUAAGUUGUUUGUUUUUUAAGCUAAAAAAAAAUUUUAAAUUUGAUUUUAUAAAGCUUGUUUUUCAAUCUGGGAACAUAUACGUAUAAAAAUAAAAUCUUUUGGUACUUCUUGUUCUGGAAUUAAGGAGAGUUGAUCUAACGUACCUAUCUGUUUAAAUGAGCUGAAAAGUACAGAUACAAAGGGUAUUAGCUUUAUUUUCUGAGGAUUUAAUUAGAGAUGGAAAAUUGAUACUACAGUGACAUUUUUUGAGAAUCUAAUCUUAAUCUUUCAAGGAGUUAUAAUUAGUUGGUAUUUUGUUGUUGUUGCAGGUACCCGAUCUGUUUAGAAGUGAAGCUAAUUUCUUCGAUCGAAGCAGCUGUUGGAAGAGUUGCAGAUCUGUUGUGUGGCUUUGGAUUCUAUAAAACAUCUGUUUUUGUUUUUUUUUUUUUGUCUGAGAACUGGACUCCUAUAACAACAACCAACGUUGUUCAAAACUGUGGCUGCCAUUUUUCGGGCUAUGCUUUUGAAAGUACUGAAGCUGCUAAAGGCUUAAACGAGAGAGAGAGAGAGAGAGAGAGAGAGAGAGGGGGGAGGGGAAGGCUGGUCUCCUGACUUGGACCGUAUAUCAAAGCGUAAGAAAGGUCCUUUAUCACUAAACAUAGCCGAACUACUGUCUAUGCAAUCGUCAUCAAUGCAUAGGACAUGUCAACCCCGUCUUUCUAACAUUUCUCCCAAAUCCCAGAUUUUCUGUCUUUCUCUUUAAAGCUGAGAUAGAAGGUAUAUUGUUUGGGGUAGGUGAAGUUUUGAGUUUCUGAGAAAGGAAUGUAAGUGGUAUGGAGAUAGAUGAGAUUCAGACACAACAAGGUUCUAAGUUCUCAAGAGUUGGUAAUGGGAGAAGUGAGUCGAGCAGGAUGGGUCAGAAAGGUAGUGACAACCACUACCCUGAUGAUGAAGAAGGUAGAGAGGUCAUGAAAAGGGCUAGUGCAAAUGGAGGUGGAGGUGAUGCUCUAGCCGACACCGCUGCUGCUAAUCGGCUUCGAGGCUGGCACCAUUCUUCGAGAAUUAUUAGGGUUUCUCGAGCCUCAGGUGGGAAAGAUCGGCACAGCAAGGUUUGGACUUCAAAAGGGUUGAGAGAUAGGAGGGUAAGGUUAUCUGUCACCACAGCUAUACAGUUUUAUGAUCUACAAGACCGGUUGGGCUAUGAUCAGCCUAGUAAAGCAAUAGAGUGGCUGAUUAAAGAAGCUGCUGAUGCAAUUGCGGAGCUUCCUUCACUUAACACUUCAUUUCCCGACACCCCAAAGCAAUUGAGUGAUGAUGGAACUGAACAAGGGUUUGAUUCGGCUGAAGUAGAAUUAGAUGGCGAUCCGAAUAAUUACCAACAAAACCAAAGUCAGCAGCACCUUUCCUUGUCCAAAUCAGCUUGCAGUAGCACGUCGGAGACUAGCAAGAACUCGGGUUUAUCCCUUUCCAGGUCUGAGAACCGUGUAAAGGCCCGGGAACGGGCAAGGGGAAGAGUAGCAAAAGAAAAGGGGAAAGAGCAAGAGACUGACAUUGCACAUCAACAAAAUGUGAACCCCAUUUCUCAAAACUCUUCCUUCACUGAGUUACUUACCUGUGGCAUUGGCAGUGUUAGCAACAAUCACACUAGUCCUAGUCCUACAGGUUCAGCUCAUCAAAACCCCAGGCAGUGGUCUGCCACUCAAAUGGAUUACUUUACAAUGGGGCUCCUUGGACCUUCUUCUUCGAGAAACCAAUCUUCAGGGUUUCCAGGACAAAUGCAACAGCCACAACCGAUACUGAUGCCACCAUUUACUGUGUCGGGUGAAAACAAUCAAAAGUUGCAGCAUUUUUCGUUUGUUCCCAACACGGACCAUAUGAUCCCGGUGGCAACAGCACAACCGGUGCUAGGGAGUGACUACAACCUCAACUUCGCAAUCUCUUCCGGCAUUGCUGGUUUCAACAGGGGGACCCUUCAGUCCAAUUCUCCUCCUUUUUUGCCUCAUCACCUCCAGAGGUUUUCUUCUAUAGACGGAUCACCACCAGUGGAGAACCAUCACCACCAUUAGUUUCCAGUUGGAUUAGAUUGCCGUUUGCAGCUCGGUUACUGAAAACGUUUCCUCUUGGCACCAUAAUUUUUCCUGAAAAGAGAAGAUAGAAGAAAAGCUGCAGUGAGUGAAUGCGAUCCUUCCCCUGCAUUGGGUGAUAAAUACAUUUUAUUAUUGUGCUUCUGAAUAUUGUUAAUUAGUAUUUGUGGUUUAUCCAUUGGCAUAUUGGGGUAUAAUCGUUGUGUGUUUGCAACAAACAAUUGGAUUGAAGUUAUUGUUUUCCCUAUGCUACACUAUCCUUCUGAAAAUUGUCUAUAUUGUAUUUGGCAUCACCAAUGAAUUAAUUAUCUGCUUUAUAAA
Molecule: messenger RNA, 2846 nt
Organism: Gossypium arboreum
Lineage: Eukaryota; Viridiplantae; Streptophyta; Magnoliopsida; Malvales; Malvaceae
Product: transcription factor TCP2-like
Exons: 4
Coding region: 1275-2507 (410 amino acids)
Biological process (GO): regulation of secondary shoot formation
Cellular component (GO): nucleus
Molecular function (GO): DNA-binding transcription factor activity; sequence-specific DNA binding
Source: RefSeq, a predicted model, not a curated record